AUGGAAGAAUUAAAAUUGCCGUAUAAUUUUUCCGAGGUAGAUGUUGGAAAAAAAGAUUCUGAAGGUAGAGUUGCACUUCAUUAUGCUGCCUCAAAUAGUGAUGUUGAUAUUAUUGAAAAAAUAUUUCUUAAAGAUAAGACACUUAUUAAUGCUAUGGAUAAUAAUGGGCAAAGUCCUAUUACAAUGGCAGUAAUUAAUGGUAAUUUAAUGGCAGUUGAAUUUUUUUAUAAUCAUGGUGUUUCUGUUGACCAGUAUGAUAAUGAAAGACAUUCUAUUGUUCAUUGGGCAGUAGUUUGUGGACAAUUAGAAGUUUUACAAUUGUUAUUAAAAGCAGGGGCAUCUAUUAAUGUACCAGAUUUAUAUGGUGCAUAUCCAUUACAUUAUGCUACUGUAAUUGAAGAUAUAUCAGAGGAAAAAAAUAUAGCAAUUCUUCAUCUUCUUAUAAGAACAGGAAAUGAAGUCGAUCUUUAUGAUAUUGAUAAAAGGACUCCAGCUGCUUGGGCAACCUCCCAAGGCAAUUUAGAGGCACUGAAACUUCUUAUAAGUUCUGGUGCAGAUAAACAUCAUAUAGAUAAAGAUAAACUAAAUUUAUUACAUUGUGCCGCUAGUCAUGGUCAUGAGCAUGUACUUGAAUAUCUUUUAAAAAUUGUAGAUAGAAAGUUAGUAAAGGGAAGAGAUCGUAAUGGUGAUACACCAUUAUAUUAUUCAUCUGCAUUUGGUCAUAUUGAAUGUACAAGAUUAUUAUUAAAAUAUAAAGCAGAUCCAAAUGUUCAAGAUUAUAGAUUAAGAACACCAUCACAUUGUGCAGCAAUUAAAGGAAAUUUACAAAUAUUAAAAUUAUUAAGACAAUAUGGUGCUUCAUUUAGUAUGGUAAAUUAUAAUGGUGAUUUACCAUUUCAUGAAGCUGUACAAUGUGGUAGUAAAGAUGUUGUAGAAUAUUUAUAUACAGAAAAUGUUGAAUGUAUUUCAGCUGUAAAUAAUCAAGGUAUAAGUGCAUUACAUAUAGCAGCAGCUACAGGAAAUAUGGAAAUUGUUGUAUUUUUAGCAAGUAAAGGAGCAGAUUAUAAUGGUAUUAUGAUGAGAGGAGAUAAAUUAAUGACACCAUUAGAUAUUGCAGAAAGUCGAAAUCAUGAGGAUGUAGCUAAUUUUUUAAGAACUGUUCAUAGAGCAAGAAGAGCAAGUGACAUGCCAGAAAAAAUACGCCGUUCCUCUCAAGCAACAAUUGAAAGACAAAAUAGUAAGGUAAAAGAAUUGUUAGCAGAAUGUGAUGGUAUAGAUUCAGUUGAUGAAAAAUCAAUUGAUGGUGACAAUGAUAGUGGUAGUGAUAUUGAUAAUGAUUGUGAAGAAAAUAAAAAAACUAAAGAAGAUGAAGAAAAUGAGGAGUUACGUUCUUUAAUAUCAAAUUCAAAUAUUCUUAAUAAAAAAAAUUCAAAUACAAGUUCAUUAAAUAGUUACAAUUCAGAAAUAGCUGAAUUUUUAACAAAAAAACUUGUAGAUGAUUCAAUAAAACAUGCAAAACAUAUAGCUGAUAUUAGUGAAGAUGAAAAUGAAUGUAUUAAAAAAGCAGAAGAAGGAAUUAGUGAUGAAAGUCCAGAAAUGAUAGAAAAAAUAUCAAAAGGAUGUCAAACAUUUAAUAGUCCUAAAAAUCGUGUAUCACUUACAAAAAAAGAAAGAGACGAAAAAUUAAAUAAAAAAACUGAUGAAGAUGAUCGAAAAAGUGACUAUGACUUAUUAGUUGAUUAUGAAAAUAAAACAGGAAAUAAAAGACUUCCAAAAUAUGAGAAAGAAGCAAAAAUUUUACAUGAAAAAGCUAUUUUUGAUGAAUUAACACAUUUAAAAAAGACACAAUUACAAUAUGGAAAAGUUCAGGAAAAAACAUUAGUUAAAACAUUGAUAGAAAAUUUUUGUAAAAUGCAUAAAUUACCAGUGGAACAAUUUAAAUUUACAACAUUUUAUUCUUGGGAAAAAUUUUUAUAUGAAUCCCUUACAGAUCAAUUAAAAGUAUUAUAUCUUGAGGAGAGGGAACGAAUCCAAAAUGUGGUAAGGAAUAAUGCUGGAAAUAAGGCUGCUGGAAUAACAUUUGAAUCAAAAAUAAGAAAUGCCACACCAUUAAAUGAUAAAAUUCGUGAAUUGGGAAGAAUAUACUCCACAGCAUCAUUAUCAUCCAUUGGAAAUGCCUACCUACCACAUAAUCGUCUUCCAUUAUCCAAAAAUAAUAAAAAAACUAAAAAGAGUUGUGUUUGUAAUAAAGAAAAAAAAAUAAAGGAAAAUUUAUAA
Strongyloides ratti is the source of this 2277-nucleotide messenger RNA. Its product is annotated as Ankyrin repeat and Ankyrin repeat-containing domain-containing protein. The record is from RefSeq and is a predicted model, not a curated record. Gene Ontology annotation, molecular function: protein binding. Lineage: Eukaryota; Metazoa; Nematoda; Chromadorea; Rhabditida; Strongyloididae. The transcript is spliced from 3 exons. The coding region runs from base 1 to 2277 and encodes 758 amino acids.